CCCCACAUCUAAACCCUUGGCUCUAAUAGUUUAGAGCCACUAACUGUGCUCCACACUAACAAUUCCUUAUAUAGCUCGGUUUCUUGCCUGAGCAGACUACAGUAUAAGAAUGCCAUGAUUGCAGGGAUGAAUUUAGGGCAGGGGAGUGGUUCAUGUCUAAUUUCUGUUGACUCAUGCUUUUAAUGAGAAUUGGGAUGUCAACAGUGUUGUGGAGAAUAGGUUUGGAAUGGUUCGUUAGUCUGUUGGUAUUAUUAAUGCACGUUGUUUUUUUGGCUUGGUCAUGUGUUGAAGAUUAGAUCACAUGAAGUAGCAUCUGUGUUUUGUCAUUCUCAGCCUGAGAGCUAAUGCACACAAAAGAACUCAGACCUGUUAUUAAAUGAUUUCAAAAUACUGUGAGAUAAUUUUUCCUGUUUGAUAGAGAGAAUUUUCUCUUUCAGCUCCUUGGUCACAGAGCAUGUGGUAAUCCUGUCACUGUUAGUCCUGAGAAGGCAAUCUUCAGGAAAGUUGGCUGCAACCUUAGGAUGCCCUGUGGUUUUGUCUGAAUCAGCAAAUUCUGGUUCUUUCAGACCUACAAUAUACAAGACAACAGGGAGCAGCAUAGCCUGGCAGGUUCCAGCGAUAGGUGCUCUCUGCUUCACCAACUUGGACUCCAUGGCUGCCACUGCUGCUGCUUGAUUCAUCGCGCUGUCCGGUAUCCCCCAGGUUUGAGGCUUUAGCAGUGUUCAUCUUUGCUGUACUACAGUUGGUUCCUGUAGCCUGUAGCUUCAUGGAGGGGUUUCCUGUCCACUGACCCAGUAGGCUGCCUUACUGGACCAGCAGCCAUGUCUGCCUGUAGUACCUUCACCGAACACGUGUGGAAACCAGGCGAGUGCAAGAACUGCUUUAAACCUAAAAGUCUGCACUGUCUGGCUCAGAGUAGUGGAGGGAAGCCUCCCUCUGAGCAGAGGCUGCCAACAACUCAGCAACAGAAUCCACCCCCUGCUGGGGCCAGAGCCAACCCUAACCUUACUAACAACUCCCAGAGGGCUGGCAGUGGGUCGGCCCGAUCAGGACACUUCCGUCCACCAGUGGCUAAGAAGCCAACCAUUGCUGUUAAGCCUACCAUGAUGCUGCCCUGCUCCUCUGCAGGACUAGAUUCAGGUGGCAACCUGCAGCGACCACCAAAUGUAAUAGAACAGGGCAAAACGUCUGCCUUCACCGUCUGGAAUCGCAAUGGACUGAACCGUAAGAGGCCUGGUGGGCCCAGCAAUAACAACGAAGGAGAGGAUGGCAGUGAGGAGAUUGAGGGUUAUGGACAACUUAUCCCAAGGACCCCUAGUGGAAAUAACAACAACAGUGGACUGACAGAUGUGCUAAAGGAGAUUGCUGGGUUAGGUCCUGGCACUAGCCCCACGCCCCUUUCAGGCUCCAAGGACAUGUUUUGGGGACGAAUCAGUAGCUCAUACCAACGGUCCUUGGAAAGAGGCCUUCCAGCCUCAAGCUGUCUGGCCAUGGGAAGCAGCAGUAGUGGUGGCAGUGGCACUGCUCAAAAACGGGUAUCACUUAGCGACAGCGCAGAGAUCAUCAGCACAGAGGGGGGUCGCUUUUGUUAUCCAGAGUUUUCCAGUGAGGGUGAAGAUGAUGAGGAAGAUGAGGAUGAGGAGGAAGAGACUGAAAGGGAUGAUGAUGAACAUGAGAGCUGGGAUGAAAGCGAUGAAGAGUUACUAGCCAUGGAGAUCCGUAUGCGAGGCCAACCGCGAUUUGCAAAUUUCCGUGCUGCCACAUUGUCUCCAGUGCCCUUUGCUGCAGGGAAAAAGUGGAAUACAGUGCCACUUCGCAACCGCUCACUACAGCGGAUUUGUGCAGUGGAUUAUGAUGAUAGCUAUGAUGAAAUCCUAAAUGGGUAUCCCUCCAUGGACUCCAGUGGAGGUCUUCUUCCGUAUGGGCCUCAUGAUAUGCAAGGCAGUGGUUUCCUGUCAAAUUCAGAGUCUACUACUUCUCCAGAAUCAUCAUCAUCACUACCAGAGGAUUCUCGAACAACUUCCAGCAGUGGGAGCAGUGCUGCCCCUGCUCUUCGAAAUGGCCUACAUUCUCCCACCUCACCUAAGGCACCUGUUCCCUGCACUUCUCCUCAACAAAAGGAGCCUGUCCACAGAGCACUGAGUCCACUCAAGGUGACUGAAACACACAAAGCUGUCCUGGCCAUUAGAUUAGAAGAUCAGGAUGGCAGAGAAGGCAUGCCAAUGCCCCAGGCUCUCCCAGGUCAGCCAGUCACUAUUAGUUUUAGUCCCACAGAGGAACAAGCAAAACCAUACCGUGUAGUGAAUUUGGAAAAAUCACUGAUCUGUAAGCCUUACACUGUAGUGGAUGUAUCAGCAUCCAUGGCUAAUAAAGAAGAACAAAUACCUGACUCUACUCCAAAACCCAAAAACCUGUCAAUGCCUUCCAGCCCUACAUCAUUCUGUCGCACUCCUUUAGGUCAGCCCCUGUCUCCAAUCUCCCCUAUCUCUCCAUCUUCUCCUGUGAUGCCAACAUCACCCACAUCUGUUGCUCUGUCGGGUACCCCCCGAAAGAAAUCAGGGAGCAUACGUUAUCAAGAAGUGUGGACAUCAAGCACAAGUCCCCGCCAAAAAAUACCCAAAGUGGAUCUGGGGGUUGGGAGCACUCCUUGCCCCUCCAUCCCUGCACAACACUGCAGCCACAAGUCAGCUCCCACUUCUCCCAUUGCUGGGCUGUCCUCCUCUCGAACUGUACCUGUGAAAUCCCCCAACUUAUCAGAAAUCAAGUUCAACAGUUUCAAUAACGCAGGCAUGCCUCCUUUUCCUAUUAUUAUUCGAGAUGAGCCAGCCUAUGCCCGCAGCUCCAAGAAUGCAGUUAAGGUACCUAUUGUUAUCAAUCCAAGUGCAUAUGACAACCUAGCUGUGUAUAAGAGCUUCUUGGGUCUCAGUGGGGAACUCCCACAGCCAAAAGGGGUAGGUGGUAGGGUAGCCAGCCAUACUUAUGAAGAGAUUGGGUCCUCUGAGAGCGUCCAGUCCUCCUCAACAGAGAAAACUAUUUCUGGGAGAGGCACAUCAGAGAGAGCCUCUUUAGAAGAGACAAAGGCUCUACCUGAAGCAGUGUCAAAAGCACCAAAUUUACAACCUAGAACCACUACAGACUCUAACACUGUGACAAACACUGUGAUGAGCUCCAUGGUUGGGGCCCUCUCUCCCACUACAUCAACAAAUUCCCCUGCCAUUCUUGCCAUUACUGCAAACCUACCUAAAACCAGCCCUACUGCCAAUGCUGUUACACGCACUUGCAAGACAAGUGGAGAUGCUACUUGCAGUAAAGAUGAUGAUGCAGACUUAUCUUUGUCUUCUGGGGCAGUGGUUAGCCACAGGGAAGAGGCCAGUGCUGUACUUUCACAGAUUGUGGCCUCCAUUCAGCCUCCCCCGUCUCCUCCAGAGUCACCCUCAGCACAAGGCAACACUUUCAGUUCUGAGGAGCUGUAUGCUCUCCCACCUGAUGCCAUGAAGGAGACGCUCACCCGACCCAAGUCGCUCUUUUCCACAACUGAUGGUUGUCUUUCUAAACCCAAGAAGGACACACCUUCAAAAGUUUUGUCUAAAUCCCAGAGUGCCUCUGCUGCUGUUCCACUUUCCAGCCCACGCUCUGAGCCCAAUGCCCCCUUCCCCCCACCAAGAUCUACAUCAUCCCCGUACCAUGCUUCAAAUAUCCUCCAGAGACAUUUCAGCAACUGGACCAAGAGCUCUGCCUCCAGUUCUCCUUUACGACCCAGUGAAGGUGACGGAAGUCCAGGUGGAGAGGGGAGACGUAUUUCAGCAGAAAGCUCCAAACCCAAACGCUGGAUCUCCUUCAAGAGCUUUUUCCGUCGGCGGAAAGAUGAGGAUGAGCAGAGAGAGAAGGUGGAGAGAGAGAAGGAGAAAGGCAAGCUGGUUGGGCUUGAUGGAACAGUCAUUCACAUUCUCCCACCGCCACCAAUCCAACACCAUCACUGGUUCACUGAGGCUAAACCAGAGGAUCCCACACAGAAGCCAACCAUCAUCUUCACCUACAAACCAGACAGUGGCAGCACCUCUGGUGACGGAGAAGGAGAACUACGAGUAGAGGAGUGCAGAGAAACUUCACAGCUGACACCUAAUGAGAGCAAAGAAUCCAGACCUUUGAGCCCAGGGCAAACACCACCCUCCCACAACACUGGAGCUGAUCUCAUCAGCAAGGACUUGAGCCAGGUACCAGUCAGUGCCAGCAAUGCCAGGGAUCGGGAGCUGCCCGGCGCCACCUCCCUGCUGUCUGCCAAAGUGAAUCUGGGGCUGGUGCUUGGGGAGGGCGAGGAGAGCCAUGCCAACCAGGUUGCUGCACCAGCUUCAGCCAGCGAAGGCAGCGCCAGCCUCGGAGAGCCAGAGGAGGAUGGGAAUCACUCCCAUCACUCCCACUCUCCCGCCUCCAGCCAGUGCAGUGCCACAUACAGCAACCUAGGUCAAUCCAGAGCCAACAUGAUCCCACUCAAACAACCUCGGAACAUCAAAGCAUCCAACGACACCUUGGCCUCCAUCGACCUGGACUGCCUCGCUGACCAGCCAGCCCCGAAGCCCACACCACCACCACUACCUAAGAAGGCUGUACCUCGCUCCAGUACUGAACCCAGUCUGGCAGGAAAAGAGCCAGUCCAGGGAGCCCUGAGACCUCGGGCUGAGGCUAAACCUGGAGGCACCAACCUCAGUGUGGCCAACCCACUGUACGACUUGGACUCCACCUGGGAGACAGCUAGUCAGAGCUCCUCUCUCAGCUCCGAGCCUCAUCGAGCCCACAACCAUGAAAGCGGUGACUCCCUAGAGAGGUCAUCAGCUUCCAUGGCUGCCAACAAAGGCCGCCCAACUAACAGCACACCCUCCCUGGUUCCUCAGCCUGCACCUGCUGCACCCAGUACCACCACUGGCAGAGAGAGGAGGGCCUACCCAAGUACAGAGUCUCUGGCUGGAAGGGGUCGGACGACAGGUCGAGGUGCUGCCGCUGGAGGAGGUGGCUCCAAACCCCAGAGACCUGCUCUUUACAGGGGUUUGGACAGCUGGGAUGAGGUGGUGGGGAGGAUCCGGGGUCUCCACACAGACACACUGCGGAAACUGGCAGCAAAGUGCGAGGACCGUUUCAUGGCUGGCCAGAAGGAUCACCUGAGAUUUGGCACUGACAGCUGGUCCCACUUUAGACUGACCACUGGGAAACCCUGCUGCGAGGCAGGAGACGCUGUGUACUACACUGCUUCCUAUGCCAAGGACCCACUAGUCAACUAUGCCAUCAAGAUCUGUCGGAGCAAAGUGAAGGAGACGCAGCAGCAGUUUUUCCACAGCCUCGCAGUGAGACAGAGCCUAGCCGUACACUUCAACAUCCAGCAGGACUGUGGACACUUCCUGGCUGAUGUCCCCACCCGCCUGCUGCCCUGGGAAGAGGAAGAAGAUGAUGAGGAGGAAGAAGAUGAGGAAGAAGAUGUAAGUGGGCGGAAGGAGAAAGAGAAAGAAACUAAAACAGAAUCCAAGACGACUGACUCCAAAGCUCCAAAUGGCAAAUUAGAUGAAACCCCAACAGCAGGUCACAUGAAUACUGCCGGCUGCUUGAGGAGCCGAGUGGUGGUCAUCACACGUGAGGUGCCCUUCCAGACGGUGGCCGACUUUGUCCGAGAAGGUGUGGCCCGACACACUCACAACCCAGAGCUGUACGAGCGUCAGGUCUGUCUCCUGCUGCUCCAGCUGUGCUCUGGCCUGGAGCACAUGAAACCUUACCACGUGACCCACUGUGACCUGAGACUGGAAAACCUGCUGCUGGUUAACUGCCAGCCCGGCAACCCAUGGAAUCUGGACUUACUGGAGCCCAACAACAACAGCAACAGCAGCAGCUCUGGUGCAACCUCCACCAGUGCUGCUACCGCUGCUGCCAACGCAACGUGCCCCGCCCGCCUCAUCAUCAGCAACUUCUCCCAAGCAAAGCAGAAGAGCACUCUCAUGGCAGCUGACCCUGGUACACUGCGCGACCAGUCACGCCUGGCACCUGAAAUCGUCACAGCUACUCAGUAUCGCAAAUGUGAUGAAUUUCAGACCGGGAUUCUCAUCUAUGAGAUGCUGCACCGCCCCAACCCCUUUGAGGAGACACCAGAGCUGAAGGAGAGGGAGUACACCUGGGCUGACCUCCCGCCACUGCCAGUCAGGUCACUCUAUUCGCAGGGUCUGCAGCAGCUUGCCAGGUUACUACUCACAGUCAACCCCUCUGAAAGGAUCCGGAUGUCCGAGGCCCGAGCCUGCCUGCAGUGCCUCCUGUGGGGCCCUCGGGAGGACUUGUUCCAGGCACUGGGCUGCAGCAGCACAGGCCCCAUGUCAGGGGCCACUGCCAGCCAGCGCGAGGCCACCCUCCAGAACUGGUUGGACCUGAAGCGGACACUAAUGAUGAUCAAGUUUGCUGAGCGCUCGCUGGACACGGCUUGCGGUGUGAGCCUGGAGGACUGGCUCUGCUGCCAGUAUCUGGCAUUCGCCACCACAGACACCCUGAGCCGGGUGGUACACAUCCUGCAGCAGCCGCAGCCGCAUCCUCAGUCACAGAACCAGAACCAGCAAGUACAUGCAGCACAGAACCAAACUCAAACCCAAACACAACUAGCACACUCCUUCCACCUGACUCAAUCACAGCCACUCUGAGUUCCUCUUCCCAGCUGUUACUAUGGCAACAGAUCCAACUUCCCUUGUGCAGUCCUUCUGCUGACAUUAAAAGUGUAAUGUAAGCUAAUAGUCAGCUUUGUUGUUGCAGCAGCCACAGGGCUCACCUAAAACUAAUCAGCUGGUUGUGCAAUGUCUGUGUUUUCUUCAUGGACAAAUCAAUCCACAGAGUGAGAGGCCGUGUUCCCAUCAAACAACUAGGCUUCACAAUCGAGAUUAUUCAUAGCACUCAGACUAACGACUGCAUGAUGGUAACAAGUCCAACAAAUGGAGUGGCUGUCUGACAUUGUUCUCAUAUAGCAAGUUGAUGUCAUUUUGGCUCUUGGGAGUGAACUGGCAGACAUCCAGUGAAUCUGUUUCUUUAGCUUUUCACUUCUCACAUGUUAUAACACAAAACAAGUACGAGAUUGAAUAGAAUUACCAACUGUGUGAGGGAUUUUUGAAAGACUACCGAGUUGUGACAUCAAGAUAUUAGAUACAGUUUGAAAGCCAGCUGUCUUUUGUGGUUUAUUUGAGACUGUGUCAAAUGGAAUACAUUUUAGUUUUUAUAGUAUUACACAUGAAUAUUUUACAGAAGUUUCACCAGACAUUUAAAGAUAUAACAGUUAGAUUUCUGGAGUGGAAACUUGAGAUAGCAUCAGAAAGUUUUAUCCCAAUUAGCAACAGCUCACUCUUGAAAAGACACAGAUACAAAAUCUUUGAGAAUAAAAAGAGAAAUGAAGGGAGAAUAUUUGAAAUGAAGGCAAUGGGGGAAAGGCCAAAUGACUAUGGAUGGAUUUGCCCUCUUUAAAAUCUUAUCAGGGUUAGAUUGCGUUUUCAUCUAGACUGAUGCAAAAGCAAAAUUGUUUUUCCACUGAAGCCAAAGAUUGACCACAAAUGGUCCAUUUGGAGAGUUUAAAGAUACUUUUACAAGUUUUUACCAGAGAGGUUUAUUUCACCUUAUUACAAAAUACAGUAAAAUAUGAUUUAACAGUACCAACAUUUAUUAUUGAUUAUUCCCAAUGUUUGCACACCUGAGACUCAGUUAAAUGUCACUCUUUAUGGUUUAAAAAGCCAAGCUACAGUUGAAUUAUAUUCCCUUAAAUGCUGUUGUAUCAUACCACACCUCUUAACAGGGCUUUGAAUGAGGUAGGCGAUGAACACUGAGCUAAUUUUGGCUUGGCUGCAGUUUUCGGAGAACAGUUAACAAGUUUUAGAUGCUUUGAAGUUAAAAUGGAACACAACUGCCCUGGCUGUCAGUUUGGUUUCUCCUCAGAGUAUGUGCAAUUAUUACCUUUGUUAUUUCCUUUUGGAGGUAACAGUGUAUGAACACUUUUAUGACAUUAUACAGCCUUUUACUAAUCCUCUCUUCCAUUAGUUUUGUGGCACAUAAACUGAUUUGUUUCAGUUAAAUCCUGCAACAUUAUAAACAAAGUGAUUUUCAGUGUGAAGAAUUUUUCACCGUUGAUGGGAGACAGGGAUGUUUCAGGGACUGCAAAAAAAGUUCUUUGUCUAUUGUGUUGUUUUUGUCAAGUUGUUUUUGAACGGUUCUGCGUUACAGAUGACAUUUGCACAUUCAGUCUGAACAUUUGCGCUCCUCCAUGGAGACUGAAGACAUGAUGAUGAUGAUGAUGAUGAUGAUGAUGCAGAUGCAGGAGAGACUGAGAAAAGUUCCUGUGAAUUUGAGGAACUGGAUUUGAUUUUGUUUUGCAGCGUGUGGAAUGUAAAAGUUUUGCCUGGACUGAAACAGACAUUUGGACCUGGUCUCAUCCACCUCUGAACGCGCUCAUCUUCCAGCUGAACCACUUUGUUUCACAGAUAAACUCUUUGUGGAAAAAAUCAACCAGAGCCUUGAAGAGAAUCUACUCAACCACUGAGACUUCCAUUCCUCCUGCCAUGUUUUCCGUCCUCUUGUAGUUAUCCGGUAGCGAUACGCCCUGCAUCGAUGCUCUGCGCUUGUCACUCAACAGAUCUGCUCUGCUUUAAUUAAAUGAGCUCUGUGUUAUUGAUCAGUACCCUCCUGCCUGGAGUCAGUGGAAGCAACAUGUGUACACAAACCUCAGCUUCCUCAGAAAAAUUAUUUUGAGUUUUAUGCACAUGGGUUUAUUUGUGGUUAUGAUGAACAAACACCUUGAAAAGCAUCUUUAACUCAGAACUAUACUCGGUUUACUUUCGUACAGAAUGUUCCCUUGAUACGCAUCCAGGUGGACGAUGUUUUCAAACUGACACUGCAAAAACGGCUUCGCAUCUACAAGUUUACUUUAUUUGCUCUGGUUACGUUUUUCUUUUCAUAUCCGAAAAACUGCAGCAGUUCAGCUUGUCACUUGCAGGGUGGGUGGGUAAUGUACUUUUGGGAUCAGGAUCCUGUGUUUGUUUUACUGCAGUUGUACAGUACAAGACUUAAUGGUCCAUGGAGUGAAAAUGAGACAAAGCAGGUGUGAGUUUGUUGCUGCGUUAAAGGGUUUGUGUACUAAGGAAUGUGUGUGGACAGCACUGGUGGCUGUCCUUGUAUUUAGAGAUUUAAGCCUUUAUAUAUUAUAUAUAGUAUAAAUAUAUAUAACCUUUAUCUAUUUUAAUCCACACACUAUUUUGUCGAGUAUGGAGCACCUCUAUUUCUGUCUUUAGAGUCUAAAUAUCAUUUAUUCAUUUUUAAAGCUUUACUUGACUUUCUUCAACCUCGCUUGUUUUGGGGGAAGAAAAAAAAGUGAGUAGUUAUCACUGUCCUAAACAAAGGAUUAAAAAAAAGGAUCGUAUUCUUCAAUUGCAUUAAUAUACAGAACAAUGUACAGUAUUUUUACCCCUCUUGUAAAAAAAUAAAUAAAUAAAAAAUUACCUGCUUAGGAGAUGAACCACUUUGAGAAGAGGCUGAAGGAUGAGUUUUGAACGCACCAUUAAAACGAGACAUUCAUCAAUUGUACGGCCUACAGCAAAUAUCGCUUUUUGUUCUCUCUCUCUUUGCUCUGGUUUUCUCUUUGCAUUGUUAAUUGCCACUGAACAGAAAAACAGAAGCUUUCUGAGGCUUUCUAUUAAUAUGUGUACAGUAUGUCUCCUGGCCUGCCGCCAUUUAUUGUUGAUCAAGUUAACCAACAGUAACAGAACAAUAAAUAUAUGUUUUUAUAGAUAAA
Messenger RNA from Lates calcarifer (barramundi perch), 9787 nucleotides. It is a transcript of the gene peak1, whose product is annotated as pseudopodium-enriched atypical kinase 1. Bases 822 to 6665 code for a protein of 1947 amino acids. Gene Ontology annotation, molecular function: protein kinase activity; ATP binding. The record is from RefSeq and is a predicted model, not a curated record. Lineage: Eukaryota; Metazoa; Chordata; Actinopteri; Centropomidae. The transcript is spliced from 7 exons. Gene Ontology annotation, biological process: protein phosphorylation.